Messenger RNA from Hemicordylus capensis (graceful crag lizard), 6604 nucleotides. It is a transcript of the gene NUP214, whose product is annotated as nucleoporin 214. Gene Ontology annotation, cellular component: nuclear pore. The record is from RefSeq and is a predicted model, not a curated record. Lineage: Eukaryota; Metazoa; Chordata; Lepidosauria; Squamata; Cordylidae. The transcript is spliced from 36 exons. Gene Ontology annotation, biological process: protein import into nucleus; RNA export from nucleus. Gene Ontology annotation, molecular function: structural constituent of nuclear pore; protein binding. Bases 131 to 6364 code for a protein of 2077 amino acids.
UCACAGGAAGCGGAAGUCUCAUUUACUUCCUCGCGGAAAGGAGGCGGCGGCGGCGGCGGCGAUGUGGGCGCGUUGUUGAAUCUUUGAAGUCUGUGCGUGGCGGGUUCCCGAGUCCCGCCUCGGCCGCGUGAUGGGGGACGACAUGGACGUGAUGCCCGAGCGGGAGAUGAAGGAUUUUCAGUUCAGAGCUCUGAAGAAAGUCCGGAUUUUUGAAACCCCCGAUGAGCUCCCCAAAGAGCGUUCCAGUCUCCUUGUCGUGUCCAACAAGUAUGGAUUAGUCUUUGCUGGCUGUGCAGCUGGACUGCAGAUCUUUCAGACGAAAAACCUUCUAAUGCAGAUUCAAGCGGGGGAUUCUCCAUAUAAAAUAGUUGAAAACGUCCAGAGCCUCUUUGUCCCCACGAAGUUUCGAGUGCAUCACCUGGCGCUCAGUUGUGAUAACCUCACGCUCUCUGUCUGCAUGGCUUCCAGCGAAGUUGGGUCCUUCAUUGGCUUUUUUGAUGUCCGUACCUUUGUCAAUCAGGCGAAACAGCAGAAACGCCCAUUUGCAUAUCAGAAGAUGGCUGCGGCACUGGUCAGCGAUCUGAAGUGGAAUCCUGUGAAUGCCUCCAUGUUGGCGGUGUGUUUGUCGGACGGCAGCGUCUCUGUCCUGCAGGUCACAGAUGCCGUGAAAGUGUAUGCCACACUUCCUGCCUCAGUGGCUGUGACAUCAGUGUGCUGGAGCCCCAAAGGAAAGCAGCUGGCUGUGGGCAAACAGAAUGGCACCGUAGUCCAGUAUCUGCCUAAUCUUCAAGAGAAGAAAAUAAUUCCAUGCCCUCCAUUCUAUGACUCUGAUAAUCCCGUUAAGGUGCUGGAUGUGUUGUGGGUUGGGACUUACGUCUUCACUAUCGUCUAUGCUGCUGCAGAUGGGACUUUGGAGACAGCCCCAGAAGUGGUGAUGGCUGUGCUUCCUAAAAAGGAAGAAAAACGACCAGAGAUUUUUGUGAAUUUCAUGGAACCCUGUUAUGGUAGCUGCACAGACCGGCAGCAUCACUACUUCCUUAACUAUGUGGAGGAGUGGGACCUGGUCCUGGCAGCUUCUGCUGCCUCUACAGAAGUCAGCAUCCUGGCAAGGCAAGGCGAUCAGAACAACUGGGAACUGUGGGUCCUUGAAGACUCGAGCAGAGCGGAGCUUCCUGUCACCGACAAAAGCGAUGACACCCUGCCAGUGGGUGUGGCCAUUGAUUGCACCAGUAAUGUGCCCAUAACCAUUAGUGAGGAGAAGACUCUGGACCCAGCCCCAGUGCUGCUUCUGCUUUCUACAGAUGGAGUCUUGUGUCCCUUUUAUAUGGUCAACCAAAACCCUGGCGUCCGAUCUCUUCUCGUGACACCUGAGCUUCUGUCAGUGGACGGGGAGAGAGUAGUCAAAUCCGCUGGAAGUGCCCCUUCUUCAUCAGCAUCUCCCUCUGCUCCUGCCAAGGUUGAAGCUGCCCCGGCGGUUGUUGUUGUGGCCCCAGCUGUGUCUUCAGUUCCCAGCCCUGGAACAGCCCCUUUCUCUUUUGCACCCUCCCCUUCAAAAGCCGCUGGACCGACCAGCGAUUCCUCCCUGCCAUAUGCCUUCCCAUCGGACUCUCUGAAGCCUCUCCCCAGUUCCAGCCUGAGCGGAGUGGCAGGCUUCUCCUUGCCUCCCGCCGCCUCCAAAGCUCCUCCAACCCCAGCUCCCUUGGCGGUUCCUGCGCCGCCUGCUGCCGCUGCUGCAGCCUCCUCUUUCUCUUUCGGGAGUUUCAAAGCCAGUCCCGAUGGCCCGGCUGGCCUUCCGCUCUCCGCAGCCCCCGCUGGGCUGAAGCAAAGCUUUACCCCAUCCGCUUCCUCCGUCAAAAUGAACCUCAGUGAAAAGUUCACUGCUGUGGAGUCUUCUGUGCCUGCUGCUAGCAGUGGUCACGGUUCCGCCGUCUUCUCCUUUGCAUCCACUGUGAAGCCUGCUCCCGUGGCGCCCGCUCCGAUCUCUGCUUCUCCCGUCGCGCCGAUAAAGGCUUCGACCCCAGUGUCCUCAGCAAUGGUGCGCCCUGCUCAGAGUGCUCCCCCGGCUUCUGUGCUCCAGAAGACAGCCAAAAUUUCGCUGCCUGUGUCAAAAGCAAGCUCUUCCCAGGGCCGGGCACCAAUGCCCAGUGCUGGAAUGGAGAAGCAACUUCAUCAGUGGAAGGAUUCGGAUCCUGUCAUCGCAGGAAUAAGGGAGGAGAUUGCCCAUUUCCAGAAGGAGAUGGAAGAGCUGAAAGGCAGGACAGCCAAGGAUUCCUUCCAAGUGGGCACUGAUGAGGAGAAGAAGAUGUUGAAGAUGGAGUCAAAUGAUCUUCACACCUUCCUCUUGGAGAUCAAAGAGACAACCGAGUCCCUUCAUGGAGACAUCAGCCUUCUGAAGACAAACCUGCUGGAAGGAUUUGCUGGGCUGGAAGACGCAAGAGAGAAGGACGAGCGAGCACACAACUCUGAGUACUUGCAUCUGCUCUAUAAGAAGCCUUUAGACCCCAAGAGCCAAGCUCAGCUGCAGGAAAUUCGCCGCUUACACCAGUACGUGAAAUUUGCUGUUCAGGAUGUGAACGACGUUCUGGAUUUGGAAUGGGACAGGCAUCUAGAACAGCAAAAGAAGCAAAAACGCUUAAUGGUGCCUGAGCGUGAGACUCUGUUCAACACCCUCACGAAUAAUCGAGAGAUCAUCAAUCAGCAGAGGAAGCGCCUGAAAAACUUGGUGGACAGCUUGCAGCAGCUUCACCUGUACAACCGGACGUCUCAGUGGAGCCUGUCCAGUGACUCCUCUUCCCACAGCAGUGUCCAAAAUCUUGACAGCGAGCUGGAGAGCCUGAGCAAUGCCUUGACGAAAACAACUCUGGAGUCUUGCCCCAAGGCCAUGCCCAAAGCAGCUGCUAAAUUGUCCCCUGUGAAGCAGGCUCAACUCAGGAAUUACCUGUCUAAGAGGAAGGUGCUGCCAAGGUCCACUGCUCCAGCCAGCCUCUCCCAGUCGGCCUUCUUGUCCUUGAGAUACGAUGAAGACCUGGACGAGGUCAGCUCUGUGUCUUCAGCUGCCCAGUCCCUGGAGAAUGAGAAUAUUCAAGUUGCAGACCAAGAGGAGGAGGAAGAGGAGAUGGCCACGAUCCACGUGCCCCGCCAUGCCCCUGUCGUCCGGACCCCCUCUGUUCAGCCUGGUCUGAUGCCGCAACCAAUACCUGUUGGCAAACCCCACAUCCCAAUGGGCACUUUAAUAUCUACACCCAAAAUCCUCCCUCAAGGGGCAGACAGCACAAUGCUGGCCACGAAGACUGUGAAACAUGGUGCCCCUGCUCCCUCCAUCACCAUCCCAGCCCCGCAGGCGGCAGCAGAAGCUGCUCUGAGGAGACAGAUGGCAAACCAGAAUCCAGUGGUGAGCGCGUCCUUAACGGAGUCCACUUUGAAGAACGUCCCUCAAGUGGUGAACGUGAGAGAGCUGAAGAAUAAUGCCUCGCCUCCUGCCAUUUCGGCGGUCCUCGGGUCGUCGGUUCCUCACUCCGCAGCUCAAGCCGUGCACCAGGUGUUGGCGACCGUCGCCACGAAUCAAGCCGGCCAGGCUCACCUGACAAGUUCCCUUAAGAUGCAGCCUCCGCCCACGUCUGCAUCCUUACCGGGUGUGUCCGCGGCACCCAGUAGUCAAACUUUGGCUGGCAAAAAGAGCUCAGGGCAAGGCACGAUGAAGACAGCUGCAACUGUGGCCGCUUCUGCAGCAACAUCCACCCCUGUCCCUGCUGCCCAGUUCAACAAACCGUUUGCAUUUGCCUCCUCAGGACCUGGAUUUAACUUCGCUGCAGUCACCUCGUCCCCUGCCGCUUCUGACCCUGCUGCGUUACAAGUAACUGCCGCCUCUACAAAAGAGCCAAGCCAGCCUGAUGCAAUUUCCCUCGGCGGGAACAUGAAAUUUGGGGCUGCUCCGGAGAGCUCGUUCGCUUUUGGGUCUGUGAAGCCAUCCAGCCUCUCGGGGGUGUCCGUAAUGAGCAGCAGCUCUGGAGAUCCUUGCCAGGCCAACAGCCAGCCAGCCCCGGUGGCAACGUCUGUUCCUUCUACAACAUCUAGCAGAUUGGAAGAUGUGCCAUUAAAACAAGGAGAUCCUGCAUUUCAGGGCGCCGUGGCUGGAGAAACGCUUGGGAGCUUCUCUGGACUAAGAGUCGGCCAAGCUGAUGAGAACGCCAAGGUCGUCCCUGCCAAGCCGCCGUCCGCUAACGCUGCGGGCGGGCAGCCGCCCAAAGCAGCCACCGUACCUUCUGGCUUUCCUCUCGAAAGCGCUACGCAAGCCGGCAAGCCUGCAGAGGCAGCUCCCACCUCAGCGGCCGCUCCCAGUUCGGCAUCCGCGGCCAUCGGUGGCAGCACCAUCUUUGGCAGCGUCCAGUUGGUCAGCUCGGGGGCCGCCGGCAUCUUUGGCCUCGGAGCAGCUCCGUCCGGCCCCAAAGCGACUUUUGCGUUUGGAGUUCCGCAGGCCAGUGCUGUGCCGGCGCCUUCCUCUCCCGCCGGGUCCCUUCCCGCAUCGGCAUCGCUUUCGUUUGGCAGCCUGUUGAGUUCGGCGACAGCCGCGGCUUCGCCGCCGACGAGUAAAGAAGAGGCCGGCGUCCAGACCGCGCCAGCACCGGAAAUCCCAUCGCCGGCGGAUGCUCUUGUGCCUGCAAGCGCACAAGCCCAGACUCCUGAACCUCCUCCCAACCCGCCUGCUUUCCCCACCCCGUUGCCAGCAGAAGCAGAUGCGGUCCGCCUCGAUGCUGCCUCCGCGGCCGCCACCAAAGACGCCGCUCCCGCCCCUGUGUCUAGUGACGCGAAGGCUGAGAUGGCGCCCGCGGCCCCUUCCCCAGACCAGCCGGCUCCUGUGACCUCCGCUCCCGAAAAAGGGGCCUCCCAGCCUUCUGAACCAAGCGGCACGCUGCCAUCCUCGUCAGACCUGACUCCGCCCGCCCAGCCUCCAGCCACCGGCGCUUCUGCCUUCACAGCGGCCCCCUCCGGUCCCUCCGUGUUGGCCCAGCCCCCCGUUUCAAGUUCUUCUUCCAGCUUGUUGUUCAGCCCGCCCGCCACCGAUGCCGCGUUAGACCCCUCCACCGUCCCCGCCUUUGCUCAGCUUUCCGCGGCGGCGGCGUCUUCUCCGUUUGGCCCGUCCACGGCCGCCCCGGCGGCCACCUCUGCCGCGGCCACCUCUGCCGGUUUCAGCCCGUCGGCCUUUGGCACCACGACUGCGGCAGGGUUUGGCCAGCCGACCUUUGGCCAAGCUCCCGCUUUUGGCCAGCCCGCCAGUACGUCGAGCGGCUUUGCCUUCAACCAGGCCGCCUUUGGAGUCACGCCUGCCUUUGGCCAGCCUGCUGCCUCUGCCCCCCCGGCGUCCAGCAGCGGGGAUGUCUUUGGCGCGGCCAACGCCAGCAGUUCUUUCUCUUUUGGACAGCCCUCGGCUGCCGGCGGCGGCGGGCUCUUCGGGCAAAGUACCGCGCCCGCGUUUGGACAGAGUGCUGGCUUUGGACAGGGGGGCUCCGUCUUCGGCCGCCCUGCCGCGACCAUCCCGACCUCUUCGCCUGGAUUCAGCUUCUGUCAAGCUUCAGCAUUUGGUUCCAGCAGCACAGGUUCUGUGUUCGGGCAGGCAACAAACUCCAGCACUAACCUCUUCGGCCAGCAGUCCUCUUCUGGUGGGGGUCUCUUUGGCUCUGGAAGCGGUGGGAAGAGUGGCGGCUUCUUCAGCGGCCUGGGAGGAAAGCCAAGCCAGGAUGCUGCCAAUAAAAACCCUUUCAGUUCCGCCGGUGGAGGAUUUGGAUCAUCUGCCACCCCGAAUACGUCAAGCCUUUUCGGAAACAGUGGCGCCAAGAUUUUUGGAGGCGGGUUUGGCACCACCACUACCCCUUCCUCCCCUUCCCCCGCCUCCUCCUCCUCUUCUUUUGGCGAGCAGAAGCCAACGGGGACUUUCAGUUCUGGUGGAGGGAGCGUGGCAUCUCAGGGCUUUGGCUUCUCCAGCCCAACCAAAGCAGGUGGCUUCGGAGCUGCUCCAGUGUUUGGCAGCCCUCCCACUUUUGGGGGGUCCCCGGGGUUUGGAGGGGUGCCAGCAUUCGGUUCAGCCCCAGCCUUUUCAAGCCCUCUGGGUUCGACGGGAGGCAAAGUCUUCGGCGAGGGGACGGCAGCGGCCAGCGCUGGAGGAUUUGGCUUUGGCAACCCAGCCAGCACGGUCUCAUUCGGCACCCUGGCCAGCCAGAACACCCCCACCUUCGGAUCCCUCUCUCAGCAGACGCCAGGCUUUGGCACACAGGGCAGUAGCUUCUCCGGCUUCGGUUCGAAUGUUGGAGGCUUUGGCUUUGGCUCGUCUAAUGCAUCCACCUCUGGGUUUAGUGGCUGGAGAAGCUGAGGAGAUGCCAUCCCGGCUUGCCCCACGGCGGACUGACUGGAGCCCCCCCUUCAUCGGGGCAGAGAGAUCCGUUUGAGUGACGCACCCGGAUGCUUGUUUUCCUUUUUAUUUUUGAGCCUAUGUUCUCUGACUUAUCUGUGGGUUUGUUUUCUGGUUUGUUUGUUUUUUAAAAAGCACCUAAAAUACUUUUUUAAAAUGGAGUUGUUGCUCCUCUUUAAAUAAACUAUUUUCUCUGCUUCA